This is a messenger RNA of Drosophila hydei, 600 nucleotides long. Its product is annotated as 60S ribosomal protein L15-like. Gene Ontology annotation, molecular function: structural constituent of ribosome; RNA binding. NCBI's taxonomy places the organism in Eukaryota, Metazoa, Arthropoda, Insecta, Diptera, Drosophilidae. Gene Ontology annotation, biological process: cytoplasmic translation. Gene Ontology annotation, cellular component: ribosome; cytosolic large ribosomal subunit. The record is from RefSeq and is a predicted model, not a curated record. The coding region runs from base 134 to 511 and encodes 125 amino acids. The transcript has a single exon.
UGGCAUUUCAGUCGCAUGUGAACGUCUGUCAAACGUUAGUUGAAGCCAGCUAAAAAUAAUAGAAAUAAUAUCCUGAAAAACUCGUGUACAUUCGGUUCCUUUGGUAUUCGACUCUUUAGGUGGAGGCCGAGCUAUGCGCUACUUUAUACGGAUCCGUGUGUGGCACUGUCGUCACAUGCUCAAAAUACAGCGUUCCUGCGGACCGGCUCGUUCGGAGAAGUCGCGUCGCCUGGGAACUGUCGUCUAUAGGAUUCAAAUUCGGUGCGAAGGUCGCAAGCGGCCGCUGGCGAAGGCGAGCCCAAAUGGAAAGUCGAAAAGUCACAAUGUCAAGGAUCUGAAUCCCUAUCUGCGGCUGCAGGCCAUCAUUGAGGAGCGCAUCGGCCGCAGACUGGGUGACUUGCGCAUGCUCAACUCGCACUGGGUGACACUGGACGAUACGCACAGAUACUUCGAGGUCAUUUUAGUGGAUAUCAAUUUGAAUGGCAUUCGUCGUGACGCCAAGCAGAACUGACUAUAGAAUCAGCAGCUCACGAAAUCUAGCUGAAAUCAGAAACGUAUUUAGAAUUUAACUGAGAAUAAAGAUCACAAAUAGGCAAAGUC